UCACAGAAAAUAGAAACAAGAUGGCAGCGGCAUAGAAAAUUAAUAUCAGUUUUAUCAUUAAAUUACUAAUCUGUGCUUGAAAAACAUCGCGAUGUCGGACGAUAUGUUCUAUUGCUCCUUCGUCAGUAUUCAUUAUAUUAUCUGUGAAUGUGGAGAAACAUUUCCAACAGAGGAAGAAUUAAAAACACAUCUCGAAAGGGAUCACGCUGUGAAAAAAGAGAAAAAGGAGUAUAUAUGUGGAGUUUGCGAAGCCAUAUUUGGUUCCGAGGAAGAAUGCAUCGAGCACUACGAGCAGACUCACAUCGAGAUCAAAGAGGAACUGGACUAUGUGGAGACGGAGGAGGCCGAGGAAGCGGAGCAGGUUGAGGAGCAGCAGGAAAUGGAGGAGGACACUGAAGAGAAAACAGAGAUUAUCUACGAGCAUGUCGUAGAAGAAGAAGAGGAAGACGAGGAGGAGGAGGAUGUGAAGCCGCCCCCCCUCCCCAAGAGCAGGACCAAGAAGGAGAAGAAACCAAAGUCUUAUUAUAACAUGAAGAAUAUUGUCUGCGAGGUCUGCGGCAAGAGAUAUGCUUCAAACGCAGCCCUCCGCUACCACCAGCGCGUCCACACCGGGGAGAGGCCCUACAAGUGUACGGAGUGCUCCAAGAGCUUCACCAUGCCUCUGUUCCUGCAGAUUCACUUGAGGACUCACACCGGAGAACGUCCAUACGAGUGUUCUCUCUGUCCGAAAGCCUUCAGCAAUAAGGCGGCCCUGUUGCGACAUGAUCGGGUCCACACCGGCAUUAAGCCCUACGAGUGCCCACAGUGCGGUAAAUUCUUCACUCAGUCCAAUUCUAUGAAGCUUCACGUAAACACUGUCCACCUGAAGAUGCCUGCCCCCUACAAGAGCAAGACGAGACGGAACAAGGCCAAGGAGAGAGAGAUGCUGCGAGAGGCGAUACUCAGGGUCAUCGAUAAGGAGGAUAACACCGCAGUUGAAACUAUAAGCCAAUCGGAAACCAUCGAAACCUCGGAACUGCACUACGUCAAGUCCGAAGUGGACUACCAUCAGCAAGAAGUUGAAGAAUCCCAGGUCCUAUACGAGGAUGUUGACUCCAGGGAGAUAACGUACGAGGUUGUCUACGAGGAGUAGUAUACGAGGACGUACGAGGUGUACAGGAAAUGGAUUCAACUAUGGUUUUAUAAAGGUAUGGUUACCGGCACGGAUCUUGAGCGCUCGGCGGAAGAGUGGGGAUCGAUUUGAGGAUCUAAAUACUAAUAUAUAAAGCUGAAGAGUGUGUUUGUUUGAACGCGGUAAUAUCAGGAACUAGUGGUUCGAAUUGGAAAAACUUUUUGUGUUGAAUAGACCAUCCAUCGAGGAAGGUUUUAGGCUAUAUAACAUCACGCUGCAACUAAUAGAA
Molecule: messenger RNA, 1400 nt
Organism: Trichoplusia ni (cabbage looper)
Lineage: Eukaryota; Metazoa; Arthropoda; Insecta; Lepidoptera; Noctuidae
Product: zinc finger protein 25-like
Exons: 7
Coding region: 92-1132 (346 amino acids)
Biological process (GO): regulation of transcription by RNA polymerase II
Cellular component (GO): nucleus
Molecular function (GO): DNA-binding transcription factor activity, RNA polymerase II-specific; RNA polymerase II transcription regulatory region sequence-specific DNA binding
Source: RefSeq, a predicted model, not a curated record